AGAAGAAUGGCAGCUUCUCUCCUCCUUCAUUAGGUCAGUGCUCUCUUCAAUACAAAGAGAAAGAUAUGAAGAAAUCAGAAAGAGGAUCAGAGAACCUGACACCAUCCUUUUUGCAGUGCAGAUCUCUCCCUACUGCUGGAGUAACACAGACAGAAGCCGUCAGAACUGAUCAACAGCAAGUGGAGAAAGAAAUCCUAAUUCACACUGGAAAAAAAUGUUGUUUGGAAUGUGGCAAACAAUUCACACACACAAGUGAUCUUAAUAAGCAUAUGAAGAUUCACACUGGAGAAAAACCAUAUUGCUGUCCAGAAUGUGGCAAGUCGUUCUCAAGGAGAUGCCAUCUUCAGAGGCACAGAAUAAUCCACACAGGAGAAAAACCUCAUUGUUGUUCAGAAUGUGGUAAGUCCUUCUCAAGGAGAAGCCAUCUUCAGAUGCACAGAAGAAUCCACACAGGAGAAAAACCUCAUUACUGUUCAGAAUGUGGUAAGUCGUUCUCAUGUAUAAGCUAUCUUCAGAUCCACAGAAAAAUCCACACAGGAGAAAAACCUCAUUGCUGUUCAGAAUGUGGUAAAUCGUUUUCAUGUAUAAGCUAUCUUCAGAACCAUAGAAGAAUCCACACAGGAGAAAAACCUCAUUGCUGUUCAGAAUGUGGUAAGUCGUUCUUAAGGAGAAGCCAUCUUCAGAUGCACAGAAGAAUCCACACAGGAGAAAAACCUAAUUUCUGUUCAGAAUGUGGUAAGUCGUUCUUAAGGAGAAGCAGUCUUCAGAACCACAGAAAAAUCCACACAGGAGAAAAACCUCAUUGCUGUUCAGAAUGUGGCAAGUCAUUCUUAAGUAGAAGCAAUCUUCAGAGACACAGAAGAAUCCACACAGGAGAAAAACCUCAUUGUUUAUUGUCCAGAAUGUGCCAAACAAUUUUCUGAGAAAUGCAGUUUUGAAAGACACACAGAAAUUGAUACUGGACAGAAGCCAUUUUGCUCUUCUCAAUUUGGAAACAGAUUUUAAACAUUAUCUCUUUUCAAGUAAACACACAAACUUCCACUUAAGCGAAAAUGCAGUUUAUAUGUUCUGAAUGUGGGAAAUGUUAUACAAGCCAGAAAGGACUUUACAGACAUGCCAAAACCCAUACUGAAGAAAAAUCUCAUUGCUGUUCUCAAUGUGAGAAACCAUUCUUAUAUUUAAACACACUUCAGUGCCACAUCAGAACUCAUACUGGAGAUAAACCUUAUUGUUGUCCUGAAUGUGAUAAGCAGUUCUCACAACAAAGCACCAUAAAAAUCACAUCAGACGUCACACCGGAGAGAAACCUCACCUUUGCUUGGAAUGUGGCAAACAAUUCUCACACCUCAAUUCCCUUUAUAAGCAUAGAAGAAGUCAUACUGGAGAGAAGCCUUACAGUUGUACUGAAU
Erpetoichthys calabaricus (reedfish) is the source of this 1409-nucleotide messenger RNA. Its product is annotated as gastrula zinc finger protein XlCGF7.1-like. Bases 66 to 923 code for a protein of 285 amino acids. The transcript has 2 exons. The record is from RefSeq and is a predicted model, not a curated record. NCBI's taxonomy places the organism in Eukaryota, Metazoa, Chordata, Cladistia, Polypteriformes, Polypteridae.